Lingula anatina is the source of this 2992-nucleotide messenger RNA. RefSeq names its product neuronal membrane glycoprotein M6-a. Gene Ontology annotation, biological process: neuron projection development. The record is from RefSeq and is a predicted model, not a curated record. Gene Ontology annotation, cellular component: plasma membrane. Lineage: Eukaryota; Metazoa; Brachiopoda; Lingulata; Lingulida; Lingulidae.
CCUCGUUUUCGUCCAGACAGGUUAAAUUUCCUGUUACCGUUUCAGGUGGGGAAUUCUUGUGGAAUUUUCCCCAAAACUGUGAUCCAUGUAAUUCUUCGCGGAAUUUAGUGAUUAAAAUUUAAACAAAACAUAUCAGGGACAAAAAAGGACAUAUAAUGGGUGCGUUAGAGUGUCUGGGACGCAUUCCCUAUGCUUCACUUAUUGCCACCCUGAAGUGCUGGGUAGGUGUGGGGAUCUUCUGUGGCUGCCUUUAUUCAGCACUGAGAAUUGUGCUUGAGGACAUUUUCUCCAAACUUUUGGGGUUCUCCAUAGAAUGGCUGAGAAUCCUGGUGAUAGUUCUUAUCAUUGUUGCUGUGGUGAUGGGCAUUUUUGCCACUCUGUUGUUGAUAUUUGGUUUCCUAGCAACUGGGAACACACGAAGGAACGUAUACAAAGGCAACAAGUGCAUCAUGGGAGGAAGAGUGUCAGCAGCUAUGUUCAUGAUGUUAACGUACAUAAUGAAUUUGACUUGGGUCCUGAUCUGCGCCCUGUUAACAGUGCCUGUAUUGAUGUAUGUCAUGUUCAUGUCCAUAUGCAAUGAGGAGAUCAUAGACCGCCAACUCGCCGGGUGGUAUCCCACAAUCAAUAUUUCACAUUAUGGGCUGUACAGAAAUGCCACUGCCCUAGGAGGCAAGAAUGUACUGAGAACACCAACAGAGCUCAGCAAACUAUGUGAACACAUCUCAGAGGCAGGUCCCCUUUUCAUUGUUGCAUUUAUUGGUGCCCUUUUAAUUGUGUUGUCUAUGGUCCACUUCAUGGUGUCCCUGACUGCCAACUACACAAAGAUCAAGAUAGCCAAAGAACUGACCGAUUACCGGUCAGCUGUUGACCUCGAGUCCACGAUGGAGAUGGACAGUAUCAUUGGACGCUCAGGCAAGAUUCCGGACAAGGUGCCUUUUGGAACGCAAUGAUGAUAAACGAUAUGAACACCAUCAACUGUGACAGAAAUCAGUCAUUCCACAAUGAUCUCAUUAACACCAAGGCAGGAUUUUAUAUCAGUUUUUUUUUCUUUCCCAUAUGUUUGUAUUUUAUCACUUGAUGUAAACUUAAAGGGGCAAUUUUGUCCUUACUAUAGGGCUUUUAAACCCCAUCUCUUCCUAAUGUUAUCUUUUUAACUGAAAAGCCUGACAUGAUUAUUAAUUUAAGUAUCUUCCAUUGUGUAAGCCGUUGAUAAAAAUAAACACAGAUAUCAAAAAUAAAUAUUCUAACACCCAGUGUUGAAAAUUAUCAAGAAAAGAAAUUAGUGUGAUAUGAAUUUAUGAGAAAAAAUAAUGAUAUAUAUCCCAUGUAGCACAAAACUACAAAGUGCAUUUCUAAAUUUAUUUUAUUUAAUUCUUAAUUGGCAAGUAUCAACAAUUUAUGAUUUUAGACAGAGAAUGAAUAUAGAAUGAAAGUUGGUUCCACUUGAUCUUCCCAUUGAAAAGUGUAUAUUGAAUAGACAGCAGAUAAGACAUUCCACUAAAGGAUGUUGGUAUUGAAUAUCAACCUUGUGUUGAAUAACAUUGUUUCAUAAUUUUCAUAGAUGUGUUUUCUCUUUAAAAAAUUCAAAAUAAUUUGGAGUACUUUUGGAAUUUGCUCAUGAGUUUGUUUAAUGAUUUUAACCUAGUUUGUGGUGUUUCUAGGUUUAUUUUUGGUGCUUUUCUAUGAGCUUUAUAGUUACAAACUGUGCAAGUUAAAAAGCCUAAAAUUUCAUUUAUUUUCAUUGCGUUCUGACAACUUGAGGCAUUUAUUGUGUGUUUGAAUGUGGCUGUGUUUAUGUACAUAGUACUAUAUGUUUUAGCCGAGUUGUUUUUAAACUAUGGCACAGCCAUUCAUAUGCAAUUUUAGAACCAUGUGUACAUAAUAUCUUUUCUGCUUUUUUUAACCCAAAUGUACAGAACUUAAAUCUAUUAUGUUCAAUUUCUUUUUUAUAUACCCUAGGGACCAAGUUGUGUUAACAACAUAUUUUGAUAACAAAUGUUUUUAACCUUUAACCUGUUUUAAACAGACAAAAUGAUAUCCUUGAGUAUCCCAGAAUGUUGCGUCUACUGAUAUAUAUCAGAUGAAGCACACAUUGAAUAUAAACAUUAGGUUUACAUUUAAUGUAAUGACUAAGCACCUACUACACUUUUUGUAUUGAUAAAGAGCUAUCAGGUAAUGUAUGCGUGUACACUUGAUGUAAAUUGCAUUUUUGGUACAUCUCAAAUCUCUACUGAUUAUAUAAUUAUGUAUGUUUUUAUUUGACAAUUAUUUUGUAUAUUUCAUGUAACAUUUUUUGAAAAGUUCAUUUUUGCUGGCUAUUCUUAAAUAUAAAUUACUGUGCAUUAUUUGGCAAUUAACAUUUAAGGUAAAUUUCUUGAGUUGUGACAUUAUGUAGUUUUCAUAUGUUAGUAUCUUUUUUUUACAUUGAAUAUAUUUUAACUCUGAGGUUGCUGCAGUCUUGAAAAGUGGAUAAUGGAGAAAUGCCUGUGGUCAACAUUCCUUCAUAUGUUUUUCCUAUGACAUUUUAGGAGAACUUACUAAAAUGCAGUUUUCAUAUGAAUAUUUUUCCAUUAAAAAAUAACAUUAAUUUUUUAAAAGCUAAUUAUUAAAAUUAUUUUAAAAAAAUCCUAACAUUGUAAAGGCAUCUGAAAAAAGAUUUGCUGUAUUGAGAAAAUUUUUUAUAUUGGUAUGGUUGUGACCAAGUUAAUGUGAUUGGUUGUUCUUUUAGUUAUAAUGCAAGUUAAGUGUAUGUUUAGAAAUGCUUUUCUAUGUUGUGACAAUACGUACCUAUGAGUAUUUUUUCCUUAUUCUUAUUUCAUUUUAUGUAAAUUUGUAUGUGAAAUGUUGAAGUAUUAGGAAUUAGUAUUGCAACUCUAUAAAUAGGACAUUCCCGUGUUUUGUAAAUAAAUGUGCAUUUUUACAUGUAGUCUAAGGGUAAUAUAACCACCAUGGAUUACCAAGCAAAAAUAACAUUACUUGCACAUGCGAAUAA